AUGAAGAGUGUCCAAGUCUUUGGUCGCAAGAAGACAGCUACAGCUGUUGCCUACUGCUGCGAGGGCAGUGGCCUUAUCAAGCUCAAUGGCACACCAAUCAACAUGGUUUCCUCCGAAACACUCCGUGCCAAGAUUCUCGAACCACUCCAGUUAAUUGGCGAAGAGUCAUGGGGCAACCUCGACAUCCGCGUUCGUGUCCACGGUGGUGGCCAUGUUGCACAGGUCUAUGCUAUCCGCCAGGCCGUUGCCAAAGCCAUUGUUGCUUACUAUCAGAAGUAUGUUGAUGAAGCCACAAAGACAGAAAUCAAGAACACCCUUCUUGGCUACGAUCGUACUCUUCUUGUUGCCGAUCCACGUCGUAUGGAACCAAAGAAGUUUGGUGGUCAAGGCGCUCGUGUCCGCAGACAGAUGUCAUACCGUUAA
Molecule: messenger RNA, 423 nt
Organism: Trichomonas vaginalis G3
Lineage: Eukaryota; Parabasalia; Trichomonadida; Trichomonadidae
Product: Chain Q 40s Ribosomal Protein S16
Exons: 1
Coding region: 1-423 (140 amino acids)
Biological process (GO): translation; maturation of SSU-rRNA from tricistronic rRNA transcript (SSU-rRNA, 5.8S rRNA, LSU-rRNA)
Cellular component (GO): ribosome; cytosolic small ribosomal subunit
Molecular function (GO): structural constituent of ribosome; RNA binding
Source: RefSeq, a predicted model, not a curated record